AUGUGUGAUAUCACAAACAAAAAUUUCUCAGGUGUGUCCCCCAGUACUACUCAUCUGACCAGUACUGCUCAGCCCACCAACACCACCACGUCUGUCACCUUGCCGACUCAGCCCACCAAAACCAGCCAGACAACAAGACCCACCACAGCUUCAUCAGUCACAUCAUCACAACUCAAUAUUACAGUGGUGACCACUUCCAAGAUAUCUUUCACUUCUGUGACAGCCACAUCAAAAUCUGAGGCUGAUGUAGGCAAAACCUCCCGAUUUGAUGUGGGCAGUUUUGUAGGUGGCAUUGUGCUGACACUUGGAGUCCUAGUUAUUCUCUACAUCGGAUGCAAAGCCUAUCACUCCAGAAGAGGCAUUCAGUACAGAACCAUCGAUGAACAUGAUGCCAUCAUUUAA
Messenger RNA from Eurypyga helias (sunbittern), 402 nucleotides. RefSeq names its product transmembrane protein 123 (gene TMEM123). The transcript has 3 exons. The record is from RefSeq and is a predicted model, not a curated record. NCBI's taxonomy places the organism in Eukaryota, Metazoa, Chordata, Aves, Eurypygiformes, Eurypygidae. Bases 1 to 402 code for a protein of 133 amino acids. Gene Ontology annotation, cellular component: cytoplasmic vesicle.